AUGUCGAAAAAUGCCGAUGUGAAUGCCGAGGACAGCAGAGGGCGCACUCCACUUCACAUCGCCACUUUACAAGGCAACACUGAAGCUGUGGUUCAACUUCUUUCUAAGAGUGAUACUGAACUAAACAAAGCGGAUAAACGCAAUACGACCCCGCUGUUGCUGGCAUGCCUUUACGGGAAGAUCGACAUCGCCAUCCUUCUCAUCAACAAGGGAGCCGACCUGACGGUGUACGAUGAUAACUACGACACCACGCUCCACAUCGCCUUCAACGAGGGCUACAAAAAGAUCGCGAGGAAGAUCAUCGAAAAAGCAAAGGAGACCGGUAAAUUAAAAGAAAUUCUAAUCGAGAAAAACAGAGACGGCGUUGCACCAAUCCAUCUAGCCGUGAGAGGAGGGCACAAAGAAUUAGUCCAACUUUCCCUUGAACACGUGUUAAAGGACGACGACAGCGACGAUGAUGACGAAUGUGUGGUUAACUACGGGGGAGGAGAGAAUGACGACACACCCCUGCACGAAGCUUGCUCUGCUGGCCAUCUGGAAAUGGUGAAGAUGCUGUUGGAAAAGGGCGCCAAAAUCAACGUCACAAAUAGGGAUAGCGAAACCGCUCUCCAUCAUGCCUGCAAACAGAACCAUCAAAUAGUGGCGGAGUUUUUGAGCGAAAACGGUGCUGACAUUCGUGCCAAGAACGAUGAAGAGCUCACGCCGCUCCAGGUCGCGACCAACUCCGGAAGCUUCGAAACCAUCAUCGGUCUCCUCGACCGUCAUCGUAACUUGAAUACGAGCUUGACUACGAGUGAUAAUCAGGACACAGCCUCGGAGCUCCUCAAGUGGGCGGCUACGGAGAACAAAGCAAAUACACUACAGCUUCUUCUGCAUCACGGUACUAAGCUCCAUGGCCUCAGUGAUGACGAAAUCGCCGAAUUCGUUCUCGAUGCCGCCAAGAAAGGACACACAGAAACGGUAGCGGCAUUGAUUCGAUGGAAGCGAAGCGACGUCGUCAAUACAUGCGACGACAUGGGUAACGCACCGCUCCACUAUGCCUCUGAGGCUGGACAUGACCUGACCGUUCAGGAGCUCAUCAAGGCGUUGGCUGACGUAAAUGAUACCAACUUUUAUGAAGCACACGAGCAAACUCCAUUGCACCUUGCAGCAGCCAAUGGCUGGAUAAGGACAGUCAAGCAGCUACUCAAAGCUAAUGCACGGGUUGAUAAAACAGACUUGUAUGAGGUUACACCUUUGCAUCUAGCCUGCAAGAAUGGUCACAUCGAUAUGGUGAAACUUCUUGUCUGCGAGGCGAAAGCCGACAUCGUACUCCGUGACAAGCAGGGACUCAACUGCCUCGACUAUGCUAUCGACAACGGGCACGAGUAA
Strongylocentrotus purpuratus (purple sea urchin) is the source of this 1371-nucleotide messenger RNA. Its product is annotated as ankyrin repeat, PH and SEC7 domain containing protein secG-like. Bases 1 to 1371 code for a protein of 456 amino acids. The record is from RefSeq and is a predicted model, not a curated record. The transcript has 9 exons. Gene Ontology annotation, molecular function: protein binding. NCBI's taxonomy places the organism in Eukaryota, Metazoa, Echinodermata, Echinoidea, Camarodonta, Strongylocentrotidae.